Molecule: messenger RNA, 2838 nt
Organism: Pedinophyceae sp. YPF-701
Lineage: Eukaryota; Viridiplantae; Chlorophyta; Pedinophyceae
Source: the annotation of a GenBank genome assembly
AUGUCGCCCGAAAUGUCCCUGCGCACGCCCAGGAGGCGAGGGAGAAGCACGCCGAGGGCAAACGUGCCCGUGCCCACCCCGCGCGCGGCGCCCAGGGAAGCACGGGGCGCGCAAGAGAGCCGGAGGGCCAUGAGCAACGAUUCGGCGCUGAUAGUCGUCAUCUUCUUCAUGGCGCUGCAAGGCUGGUCUCUUCUGGUGCAGUGGGUUUCCGACGCAGUUCUCGGCGGUUGCGAGGAAUGGCUGAAGUCGUGCAUCCGGGAGUCUGCUGGCAUGUUCGUGCGCUUCGCAAAUUCCGUCUCUUCGGCGCUCCUGUCGAUUGCGUCCCGGCAGUAUUACCGGCGAAGGCCGAAAGUGUCGAAGAUCACGGAGACGCCCCGCAACCCCUGGUGGAGCGAGGCGCAGCAAAGCACUCUCAACGCCGUGCUGCGCCGCGACCGCGCGCCGCCCUCGCAAACCACGCGGCGCAGCGCGGAGCGCCCGCGCGGCAGCGACCCGACGGUCGCGGGCUUCGAGGGCCACGCGGACGCCAACGGCACCGCCCACAGCGCCUCCGGGCGUCACAGCGGGCGCCUCUCCCGCGGCGUGCACAGGUCCGUCACGUGGCUGACGAGCCUCGUCCGGCGCGGCCCCGCGCACCAGUCGUCCCCGGACCUCGCCGCGGGCGCCCCCUCGGACGGCGAGGACGACCCCCCCCCGCAGAAGCUGACGCGGGUGGGGAGUGAGAUGUUCGACCGCACCCCGGGGCUCGCCGGGAUGGAGCUGGGCGUGCAGCGGCUCGGGAUGGUCGACGAGGCGCGCCUGGCGUGCGAGUACGUCGUGACGCACGUCUUCGCGGCGCUCCGGUGGUUGGUGCGCGUCGUCACCUUCUCGCGGCCCAUCGCGGCCGAGGACAGCUCGGACGCGCGCAUCGCGGGCAGGGGGGGCGCGGGGGGCGCGGAGCCGCACUCGGCGGCCGGGAGCGGGCACGGCGGGGGCGGCCAGCUCGAGAGUCUGGAGCUGACGACCCCUGCAGUGCAGCACCGGCUGCAGGGGCGGCGGCUGCUGCACGAGCCGGGCGGGGACCUGCAGGCGGGUUUCGGGCGGCGGACGAGCUUCGACACGGGCCUGCGCCGCACCAACAGCUUCAGCAAGGUGCAGGACAUCCAGGAAAUGUCGGGUGUGGACCAGGCGGACAUGCACAGUUCGGCGCGGCAGUUCAUCCUGCAGGCGGGGUACCCGUACGAGUGCCGCGAGGUGGUCACCGAGGACGGAUACAUCCUGCGGCUGGAGCGCAUCCCGCGGCCCACGUCGCGGUCGGCCGUCGUGUUCCUGCACGGCAUCCUGGACACCGCUAUCGGCUGGGUGGCCAGCGGCGCGCUCUCCUCGCAGGCGUUCAAUGCGUUCGAUCAGGGGUUCGACGUGUGGCUCAUCAACUCGCGCAGCAAUCCGCCGUGGCGCAACUGCCUGCCGUGGAAGCAGGGCCGGGAGUACUGGGCGUACUCGCUGAACGAGCUCGGUGCGCUGGACGCGGCCGCGCACAUCGACCGCAUCCACGCGGUGAAGUGUGCGGAGCUGGGCGUGCUGGACGUGGACGACGUGCGCAGGUACUCGCAGCGCCUGAGCAUGAACGUCGACGCGACCGCGCGCGCCGCGACGCUCCAGGGAUACUCCGAGCUCGCCGCGUGGCGGACCGAGCCCGAGACGCCGAGGGCGAGCGAGGGGGAGCUCACCAGCCAGGGCACGCCCGCUGCCACGCCGUGGGCCUGGCUGCGCACGCCGCUGCGGUACGCGCAGCAGACGCCCGCGUCGCAGCUCGGCGAGCGCGUGAGCUACGGCGGCGGCCCCGUGCGGGCGGAGAGCCGCGACGCCGCGACGCUGAAGCGGGAGCGCUCGGCGCGGAUGCACGCCCGGCGCGCGUCCCUGCCGUCGCCCGGCGUGCAGCCACCCGCGCGGCCCCGGCUCGGCGAGUUCCCGCCCGCGGAGCCGCACGUGCUCCGGCGCCAUCCGCACAGCUCGCAGGAGCUGGCAGCGUCGCCAGCCCCCUCCCGCGAGGAGGACGGCCCCGGGGAGGACUCGCCGGGGCCGCGCGGGGGGCGGCCGCCCUACACGCUUCAAGCGGUCGCGCACAGUCUCGGCGGCGGCGUGGCGCUGCUGUACCUGUGCACGCGGCUGCGGCAGGGCGCCCCGCACCGCCUGUCGCGCCUGGUGCUCCUCAGCCCCGCGGGCUUCCACAGCUACCUCCCCAUAUCGCUGCGCGUGCUCAGCAAGCCCGUGCGCGUCAUCGGGAACCUGUACGCGCGCUUCGCCGGCGCGCCUCUGUCGGCGGGGCUGCACAUCCCGGGCUUCUGGCCCCGCUUGUUCGCCUUCAAGCUCGCAGCCGACCUGCAGCGGAUUCCUGCUCUCGGGGAGCUGGCGCGGGUGGCGAUGGGCGGGGGCAUCCUCGGGGACGACUCGGACUGGGACAAGUCGCUGCUGCUGCCGCACUACAGCGCGGCGUCGAUGCCCGCGGUGUCGGUGUCGACGCUGCAGCACCUCGGGCAGCUGGCCGGGUCGCGCCGGUUCCAGCUGUUCGACUACGGGCGCGCGGGGAACUUGGCGGCGUACGGGCAGGAGGCGCCGCCCGAGGUGCCGGACAGCUACCACCUGAUCGACGUGCCGGUGGACCUGAUUGGCGGGUCGCGCGACGGCGUGAUCAAACCGGAGAACGUCAAGCAGCACUACUACGCGAUGCGCAAGCACGACAAACAGGUGACCUUCCGGGAGUUCGACUACGCGCACCUGGACUUCACGUUCGGGGUCAAGAGCGACGUCCGCCACUACGUGAGCAGCCGCCUCGCGCUCUCCAAGUGGCGUGCAUGA